This is a messenger RNA of Pseudoliparis swirei, 3231 nucleotides long. RefSeq names its product synaptotagmin-like protein 2. The record is from RefSeq and is a predicted model, not a curated record. NCBI's taxonomy places the organism in Eukaryota, Metazoa, Chordata, Actinopteri, Perciformes, Liparidae. Gene Ontology annotation, molecular function: neurexin family protein binding. Gene Ontology annotation, biological process: exocytosis. Gene Ontology annotation, cellular component: exocytic vesicle; plasma membrane. The coding region runs from base 1862 to 2887 and encodes 341 amino acids. The transcript has 7 exons.
UUUCUGAUAAAACACAGAGCAUGACGUUUGUUAGCCUGUGUAAAGUUAAAUAUUCUCUAGAAUACAAGUUCAUCUUUUGACUGAAUUAGUCUUAAUCUGUUCAACUUUUGAUGUGUUAUGUGACAACCAAGUUUCUGAUUAGAUUACUUCACUUCAAAGAUCAGUAUUCAAACACAAAAAAUACUGAAAAGAGCAAAACCAACAAUGUGACAACCCUUUCUGACUCCCCUUCCCUGUCUUUGUCUCUUAACUCAAAGCCUGUUGAUUCAUACUCAAGAAGUACAUCUUUAAAACAACUCGCAAUAUAACGUUUAAAUAAUUUCAAACGGUUAUUUGAUCAUCGAGGCCUGGAUCGUGGAAUAUGCCUACUUCCAACUAUGCCAUUGCCCUGUUGAGACUCCGCCCACUCCUCCUCUCUACCUCCAUCUGCCUGAUAGAUCUUGGAGGUCUCCGUCGUGGAAUAUGCCUACUACGAACUAUUCAUACACUCUUUCAUAUUCAAUGAAUGUAUUUUAACUCUAAAUCUGUCCUUCUGUACACAUGACAUCUAUUACAUCUGUCCAUCCUGGAGAGGAAUCCUCCUCUGUUGCUCUUCUGAAGGUUUCUUCCCUUUUUUUCCUAGUGAAGGGUUGUUUGGGAGUUUUUACUGAUCCGAUGUGAGGUUUUGGGACAAGGAUGUCUAUGUGUACAGAUUGUAAAGCACUCUGAGACAAAUUUAUAAUUUGUGAAAAUGGGCUAUACAAAUAAACUGAAUUGAAUUGAAUUUCCUAAAACAAUCGGUCACUCUAGUUUUCAGCAAACAUUACUUUUCAAUUCCAUUCAGUUUAUUUUGUACAGCCCAAUAUCACAAAUUACAAAUUUGACUCAGAGGGCUUUACAAUCUGUACACAUAGACAUCCCUGUCCCAGGACCUCCCAUCAGAUCAGAUGAACUCAAACAAGUUUUGGUUUACUGAUUGUUGGUUUUGGUUUGUGAAUGAUAUUUGUUGACCAUAAAAAGAACGUGGUGACAGGAAGUCUGGUUAAGGUACGUGAAAACUAAACCAAAGAGUUACUACGUGGCUACAGAGCGACUAACUACUCACAUGACUACAGAGAGACCAACGACUCAGGUGACCUGCAACUGACCUGCCACACUAUGUCAACGUUGACUUGGUUUCAAACCGGACAUGAACAGUGGCCUCCUGGGUGAAAUUCCUGUGUAUGUUUGACCCGUGGAUGUAUAAAGAGAAUUGGAUACAUCAUUGGAGACAGAACCCAGUUCAGUCCAAUGAAAAUUGCUAAGCUAUUCGUGCGUGUUACAACUUUCAGGACCUAAUGAUUUAAAUAGGGACUAUUCAAGUGUUUCUACUGGAAAGCUAAUUCACCUCAAGAGAAGAAUGAUCUGCUGUGUUACAGAUGUCUCGUUCCCAAUGUAAGUCUAUUGGGAAAAGUAUUGUUGGGCCCCAUAGCAUCACAUGAAGGACCUGAAAGUUGAACUUCCACGGUUUGGCUACGAUGUCAAAUUUGCUUCAGAGCAUGGAGCUUUACCCGGGGGCUAAAUCUGACUAAUGCACCACCUCUUCCACCAAUACUACGCACACGCUUAGACAAGAGGAUAGACAAACCAGGCAAAGUACUCAAAAUCUUGUGGUUCUUCUUGCUGUAGCAGUAUUUCCAGGACCACAUUUUGUCAUAGUCUUACAAGGUGAAAACAAUGCUGGGUAAUGGUAACAAAAGACCAACAAUUAAGAUAAUUAAUGUAAUUUAUUUCCCCUUACAAAAACAAUGUAAUGAUCGUGUGGGGCUGGAAAACUGUCAGUAUACUAGGAGGGAGGAGAGGAACAGCAGAGACCAUGACAAACUAGUUCAAACCAGAGAGGAUGGUGUUUUCUCUCCUCUGUCAAUAUGAACAGGUCAGCGGCAGCAUCAGCAGCCUUUAUCCCGCAGACUUUGGAGACAUUGAAGUUCAGGGAAGCAUCCAUUUAGCUGUGAACUACAUCCAGAACCUUGGAGAGUUUCACAUAUUUGUGGUGCACUGCAGAGAUUUGGCCGUGGCCGACACAAAGAAGAACUGCUCCGACCCGUAUGUGAAAUGUUACCUUCUCUCUGAAAAGACACAUUUGGGAAAGAGAAAAACCACUGUAAAAAAGAAAACGUUGAACCCCACCUACAAUGAAAUCCUCAAGUUUAAAAUCAUAAUGGAAGUGUUGAAAACUCUGUUUUUGAACAUCUCUGUGUGGCAAAACAACACUUUUGGGCGGAAUAGUUUCCUGGGCGAGGUGGACCUGGAUAUGUCUAUUUGGGACUUCAGCAACACACACAUAAAUGAAUACACACUGAAGGCCAGGUUCUCAGAACAAAGUCCAACAGCGUCUCCCUCACAUCUGAAAGACAGCAGAGGACAAAUGAGAGUCGCCCUGAGAUUCCUUCCCCAGACAUCCCGCAGUAAGAGAACAUCUAGGAUGGAGACUGGUGAGGUACAAAUUUGGGUGAAAGACUGCAAGAACCUUCCUCCAGUCAGAGGAGUUUUUAUCGACCCAUUUGUGAAAUGCACCGUACUUCCUGACACGAGUCGGAAAAGCCGACAGAAGACGCGAGUGGUGAAGAGGACGGCCAACCCAAUGUUCAACCACACUAUGGUGUACGAUGGGUUCCGAUCAGAAGACCUCAGAGAGACAUGUGUGGAGAUAACAGUGUGGGAUCAUGACCGACUGAGCAGCCACUACAUUGGUGGCCUGAGGCUUGGUUUAGGGACAGGGAAGAGUUACGGGGUGGAAGUGCUCUGGAUGGAUUCAACAACAGAUGAAGCUCAUUUAUGGCAGAGGAUGUUACAGUCAGAUGGUGAAUGGGUAGAGGAUGCUUUACCUCUGAGAACGUUGGUAAGGGCAAAAAGCAUGUCAAAGUGAGAUUGUACACAAUGCAUUGAUACAUGCAUGGAGACUAUAGGAGCAGACUGCAUGCACAUUUGGAUAUAUCUAUUAACUAUAGUCUACACUGAGUGGAAGCAGCUGCCUGAGUGAACAAUGUGUAUGCAUAUUUAUAAUUGAAGAUCAUGUAUGAUAAGUAAAUAUACACAAGGUACUUUAAUUUGUUUAGCCAAAACCACGUGUUAAAUUUGAAAAGAGUUAAUUAUAUAUAUAACAAUAUAAGUUAUGCAACACAGAAAUUGUUUUGAUCUGAGCACUAAUUAGUUGUAUACAGUCUUGUUCAAGCUAUUCUAUCUUCAAUAAAAAGUAUAUUUGGACAUUGA